Molecule: messenger RNA, 2218 nt
Organism: Uranotaenia lowii
Lineage: Eukaryota; Metazoa; Arthropoda; Insecta; Diptera; Culicidae
Product: translation initiation factor IF-2-like
Exons: 8
Coding region: 432-1853 (473 amino acids)
Source: RefSeq, a predicted model, not a curated record
AACAACCGCGGCUUAGUCUCAGUAAAGUAGGCGCUGAAACAGGUCGCGUUCGGCAAAAACCGCGUGCGUGCUAAACAGUGGGUUUUUCGUGAACUUGGGCGAAAAGCGCGGGUGAUUUGAAUAUUUCGCGAUCGGCGCACAAAAGUGUUGUAAUGUUUUGAUCCCAUCGGGAGCUGUUGGUUAGUUAUUUGGAGGAAGUUCAAUAACUUUCAAAUCGGAAUCAGUUAAGCGAUCGGUUUAGUGCCUGAAAUCUCACGUGCGGGCUGCUAUUAGCAUCUUAAUGCUAUACCUUUGGUGUUGAUCAUCCAACGAUUAGCCGGUACUGCCUUUUAUCUCUGUGGCGAUUGAAAACGUGCGUGAAUUGUUGCUGCUGAAGGCAGAUAGCUGAUUUAAUCUGUAGUUUUUGUUAAUAGCUUCAAGGCAGAGCCCCGAUGCGGUGGUACUUUCCAUGGAAAUCGGAUGUCCACGGCCAUGUGACCAUGCUCUUCUAUUACGGCGCUCUACUACUGGCAUUGCUUCUUCCGGUGGCGACCAGCUUCGAACGACCAGAGGAAGUUGAUGUGCAAAAAGGUGAAGCAGAUUAUUCAAGCUAUUUUGAUUCAAAAUAUGUAUCCGGCCAUCACGCAACCGGGGGCUCGAGGAAAAACAAAUCGUAUAAAUCAUCUGUCCCCAAAAAGAACGUGGAAACCGAUGAUGGACUGGGUAUAACGUUGAAAAAAUCAAUCUAUGACAAAAAAUAUUUCGAUUAUCUGCCAUCGGAGCCGGAGGGUUCUCGAAGCUCGGCGUUCCAGCAGCGUCGUUCCAACAGCAAACGGAUCCGUCGGAGCAGCCUUGAUGGAGGAAGUGCCCCGGUUCAAGCCUCGCCGGUUGCUGCUAUUGCUUCUGCUGAUGGAGCGCAUGUUAGACAACAGCUCCGAACCAAAAGACAACCGGCAGGAAUCUGGUACGUCCAGCAACAACCGGCGAUUCCGUUCCCUUAUCCGAUCCAGCCUCCGGGACAGUUUGCCCUCUACGAUCAAGGUGUCAGGGCUCCGAUCAACCCGUUCGCCAUAAGCAAUCGGCAAAACAUCGAUAGUCAAUACCUGCCACCACCGAAUACAUAUCUUCCGGCAGCGAAUCCACAACAGCGACCCCAGCAGGUGCCCGGAGGUGUCGGCAACAGAGGCACAUUUGACGAUCAACGAUUCAUCUUCGAUCAUGUCUAUGACCCCAGCCGAUUCCAGUACUUCAAUAAUGACGGAACAUUCAAUGCUGGCUCGAGACCUGGUGGAAGCGGAUUUGCAGGAGGCUCUACAUCCAGACCGGUCCCAGCUGCUCCCACGACUGAACGUCCGAGUGUGUUCCAGAGACCAUCACCCGCACCCUCACCGCCAAGUCCUUCUCCAGCAAGGCCAUCGAUUACAUCGGUAACUACCAGACCGACAUCAACUCCAGGUCCAUCGACGUUCAACCCAGCCACACCGGCAACUUCCGGUCCUGGUGCUGGAACGACGGGUACCACUGAAGGAUCCAGAACUACCACCGCACCACCCCCGGUUUUGUUCCACAACAGUGACGACGAUUACGAUUGGUCCAGUCUGGGGCUUUCCAAUCCACUUGAUGGUGGAUUUGGAAAUCGAUUGGGAGGAGACAGUGGCGGAACAAACUCGGCCGGAGGAGCAGAAGGAGGAGGACGUCGGAAACCAUCCAAUUGCACGUGGGCCAUUGCCAACUGUUGCAGUCACAAUUCAGACAAGAUUCGGUACUACUGCUUCGAGCAGAACCAGUGCUUCGGUGCAUUCUGGGGAGAGAACGUCUGCCGGCAGUACUUCCAGCUGGCGCUCAAAGAAAUCGAGAAUUACUAUAACGUCUAAUAUUCCCACUCCUUGUCUCGUCUCGGAAUUGCCCGGAGCAGUUUAGUGACGGUAUGGUUCUACUUUUGCAGCGAGAUUCUUUUGUAUCCUAUCUUCCCAUUGUAAAUCAAAGUUGUCAACGUCAGACCCGUUUAUUUGUGUGAGCUUGCAGCAGCCAAAGGGAGAUGAAAUUCAUGUACCUAACUAUCUACUCUAGCAUGCAAGAUAGAAAUAGCAACAGUUUUCUGUUACGACACUGAUAUCGAAGGCUUUUUGUAAUCUAUCAAUAAUACAAUGACUAUUCUAUUUAAUGUGUAUUUAAACUCAAACGGUUACAGUUGUAUACAUGUAUUCAACCUUUGAUAAAAUAAAAAUUGUAAAAUAUG